Molecule: messenger RNA, 757 nt
Organism: Aspergillus uvarum CBS 121591
Lineage: Eukaryota; Fungi; Ascomycota; Eurotiomycetes; Eurotiales; Aspergillaceae
Exons: 3
Coding region: 107-604 (165 amino acids)
Source: RefSeq, a predicted model, not a curated record
GAAACAUCUUUAGCAAACACAAUCAACCGUCAACAAUCUAGGAAAUUUAUACUGCAGCACUGUACACGAGUUCUUUCAUCACAAAAGCCCCACCCCUGCACGCAAGAUGACCAAAGAAUCAACCCAAACUACAAACAGCACCCUGGAAUCCCAAUUCUGGGCCCUCACCAAGCGCCCCCACCAAGUGACCCACGCAGAACUCGCGACCGUAUACGACAAACUCCAGCCCGUUGCCCCCGAGAAGCUCAUCGGCAGCCGCUGGAGAGGCUACGUUUUCCACAGCGGCCACCCCGCCGAGCAGGCCGUCAUUGAGCAAAUGAACUUCGCGGGCAAGGACUUUAUUUCUAUAAACGAGGUGAACCUCAUGGUGUUUGAUGAGGAGGGAAACUGGACGAGGGCGGAGGCCUGGGGGAAUUCGAGGCUGCGCGAAGUCAAGUUUCGCGAGGUGGUUUCGGCCGCGCUGAUCUAUGAUACAAAGCCCUGCAUCGAUUAUUGGAGGUAUGUGUCGGAGGAUGUGGUGAUGGUGGCGUUGGACGACGAUGGGAGCAUGACGCAGGGGGCGGGACCGUUGUAUGGGUAUAUGAUUAGGGUUGUGUUGGAGUAGGGAGUGGUCUUGCUGCCGAACUCGGAAUUUUGUAUCUUGAUAUUAGAGUUAGCAUGCUGUCUCGAUUAGGCAGCUUCCUGUUGGGUUGCUUACUGUGAGGUUAAGUAUUCUGAACCAUAUCAGCGUACCUGAUUUGAAUUUGGGACGUCGUGG